This is a messenger RNA of Candidozyma haemuli, 1662 nucleotides long. It is a transcript of the gene PCK1, whose product is annotated as phosphoenolpyruvate carboxykinase. The coding region runs from base 1 to 1662 and encodes 553 amino acids. The record is from RefSeq and is a predicted model, not a curated record. The transcript has a single exon. NCBI's taxonomy places the organism in Eukaryota, Fungi, Ascomycota, Pichiomycetes, Serinales, Metschnikowiaceae. Gene Ontology annotation, biological process: gluconeogenesis. Gene Ontology annotation, molecular function: phosphoenolpyruvate carboxykinase (ATP) activity; ATP binding. Gene Ontology annotation, cellular component: cytosol.
AUGGUUCCACCUACCGCUGUUGAAUCUUCUUUGAACUUUACUGAUCACCCAACGAUCCAGACUACUGAGGACCCAUUGGUCCAGCAGUUGUCUCUUAAAGACGAUGUCACCAUUAGACACAACGCUCCUCCACCAACUUUGUACGAGGAUGGUCUUUUGGAGAAGGGUACUACCAUUUCUUCCACCGGUGCCUUGAUGGCUUACUCUGGUAAGAAGACUGGUAGAUCUCCAAAGGAUAAGAGAAUUGUCGACGAGGAGACCUCUUCCCAGAACAUUUGGUGGGGUCCUGUCAACAAGCAGGUUGACGAGUUGACCUGGAAGAUUUCCAGAUCCAGAGCUUUGGACUACUUGAGAACCAGAGAGAAGUUGUUCGUUGUUGACGCUUACGCUGGUUGGGACCCUCGUUACAGAAUCAAGGUUAGAAUUAUCUGUGCCAGAGCUUACCACGCUUUGUUCAUGACCAACAUGUUGAUCAGACCAACUGACGAGGAGCUCGAGAACUUUGGUGAGCCAGACUUCACCAUCUACAAUGCUGGUCAGUUCCCAGCUAACACUUACACCAAGGGUAUGACCUCUUCUACCUCUGUUGAGAUCAACUUCAAGGAUAUGGAGAUGGUUAUCUUGGGUACUGAGUACGCUGGUGAGAUGAAGAAGGGUAUCUUCACUGUCAUGUUCUACUUGAUGCCUAUCAAGCACAAGGUUUUGACUUUGCACUCUUCUGCUAACCAGGGUAACGAAAAGGGUGAUGUCACCUUGUUCUUUGGUUUGUCCGGUACCGGUAAGACCACCUUGUCUGCUGAUCCAAACAGAAAGUUGAUUGGUGACGAUGAGCACUGUUGGUCUGACAACGGUGUGUUCAACAUUGAAGGUGGUUGUUACGCCAAGUGUUUGGACUUGUCCCAGGAGAAGGAGCCAGAGAUUUUCAACUCUAUCAAGUUUGGUUCCAUCUUGGAGAAUGUUGUCUACAACCCAGAGACCAAGAUUGUUGACUACAACGACUCUUCCAUCACGGAAAACACUAGAUGUGCAUACCCAAUUGACUUUAUCCCAUCGGCCAAGAUUCCAUGUUUGGCUGACACACACCCAACCAACAUCAUCUUGUUGACCUGUGACGCCUCUGGUGUUUUGCCACCAGUGUCUAAGUUGACCAACUCCCAGGUGAUGUACCACUUUAUUUCUGGUUACACCUCCAAGAUGGCUGGUACUGAGGAGGGUGUCACUGAGCCACAGGCUACCUUCUCUGCUUGUUUCGGUCAACCAUUCUUGGUGUUGCACCCAAUGAAGUACGCUCAGCAAUUGUCUGACAAGAUUUCUCAGCACAAUGCCAACGCUUGGUUGCUUAAUACCGGUUGGGCUGGUGCUUCUGCCGCUAGAGGUGGUAAGAGAUGUCCAUUGAAGUACACUAGAGCCAUUUUGGACUCCAUCCACAACGGUGCUUUGAGCCAGGUUGAGUACGAGGAGUUCCCAGUGUUCAACUUGAACGUUCCAAAGAGCUGUCCAGGUGUUCCAGCUGAGCUUCUUAAUCCUAUCAACGCUUGGUCCGAGGGUGAGGCUUCCUUCAAGAAGGAGAUCAACUCCUUGGCUGGUAAGUUCGUUGACAACUUCAAGAAGUACGCUGACCAGGCCACCUCUGAGGUGCAGGCUGCUGGCCCAACUGUCUAA